AUGCAUUAAUAUAAGGAAGAAAGCUACUAUCCAUAAAAUAGUUUUUACAAUGAAAAUGACGAGAGAAUUCUAUAUGAUCAAGAAUUUGAGUAAAACAACAAUGAUCUUUCUUAAUAAAAUGAGAAUUUUGAAUUCAAUUCAUUCAAUGAACAGUUUUAAGGUUAAACCAAUAUAGAAAGAAGCAUCAAGAGGCUUGAAUUCGACUCAGAUUAAGGCUAGGAUCAAGAAAAUUCACCAUAAUCAUAAAAAAGUACAGAUAAUAUUGGAAAUAAAACUAAUAUUAAAAAAAAUAGAUCUAAAAAACCUUAAGAAGAAUUUAAAUAGGGGCCUAUUGUUGGAAGAAGUGAAAAGAAGGAACAGACAAAAUAAUCCGAAACCAAAAAUUUGCCCAAACUCUAUGCUAAAAUAAUUUUAAAUCAGUUAGAAAGUCUGAGCCUGAAAAACCCAAAACAAAACCCUUAGAUCAAGAAGAAAAUUUCUAAAUUUGCCAAAAAGUCACCUUCUUUGAAAACUUUAAGAGAAAUGCUCCAAGAUCCUUUGAUUAAUAAAAUAUCAAUUGAGUAUCUAACUAGCUUUGAAUUUUUCGAUCAACUAUUAGGAUCAGAGAGAUUAUAAGAUGUUGGACCUCCAAUAAAAUAUUUAAAUAAAUUUUAUCAAGGAUGCCUCAAUUCAGAUGCUUUGAAUUAAUGGAAAGAAUCUUGAAAAAUUAUAUCAAAAAAGCAAAAUAAUAAUAUAAGUUGUCUCCAA
Paramecium tetraurelia is the source of this 747-nucleotide messenger RNA. RefSeq lists its product as uncharacterized. The transcript has a single exon. Lineage: Eukaryota; Ciliophora; Oligohymenophorea; Peniculida; Parameciidae. The record is from RefSeq and is a predicted model, not a curated record.